Ilex paraguariensis (yerba mate) is the source of this 438-nucleotide messenger RNA. Lineage: Eukaryota; Viridiplantae; Streptophyta; Magnoliopsida; Aquifoliales; Aquifoliaceae. The record is from the annotation of a GenBank genome assembly.
AUGUCGAGCAGAAACCCAGGAUCGAUAACCCAAGAUUGGGACACCGUGGUGCUCCACAAAUCCAAGCCCAAAACCCAAGACCUCCGCGACCCCAAGGCCGUGAACCAAGCUCUCCGAUCUGGCGCUCAGGUCCAGACCGUUAAGAAAUUCGACGCCGGUUCAAACAAAAGAACUCCAUCCACCGCCGUGAACGCACGAAAGCUCGAUGAGGCCGGCGAACCGGCGGCGUUGGACCGGGUUUCAGCGGAGGUGAGACAGGCAAUACAGAAGGCGAGGAUCGAGAAGAAAUUGAGUCAGGCUGAGUUGGCUAAGCAGAUCAACGAACGGCCUCAGGUGGUUCAGGAGUAUGAAAAUGGGAAAGCUGUGCCGAACCAGGCAGUUUUGGCGAAGAUGGAGAGAGUUCUUGGCGUCAAGCUUAGAGGAUUGAAACACAAAUGA